AUGGAAGAACCCACGCCCGCCCAUGUGGCCACGCAAUCCCCGACGGAAAAAGGCCAAGCGGUGCGUGCGUUGGUCGAGGCCGAUUAUCUAGACGACCGCUAUGAGACUACCAAGCGCGGUCUCAAGAAUCGCCAUGUGCAGCUGAUCGCCCUAGGCGGCUCGAUUGGAACCGGUCUUUUCGUGGGAUCUGGCCAGUCGCUAGCCGUUGGCGGUCCGGCCUCCCUCCUGUUGGGCUAUUUGUUCAUCUCCAGUCUCGUAUAUUCUAUAGUCACUGCGAUCGCAGAGGUCGGCGCCUACCUGCCCGUCCACGGCGGCACAAUGAGUUAUCACGGGUUCCGAUACGUGUCACGCAGUCUAGGUUUCGCGAUGGGAUAUCUCUACUGGUACUCCUUGGGUAUUCUCGUUCCCUAUGAAAUCACGGCGGCCGGCCUGGUCAUUGGGUACUGGGAUCCAAACAAUGCCACGGUGCCCAUCGCCGUCUGGAUCACGAUCAUGAUGGUUGUUAUCAUCGGCCUCAACUUUCUGCCCGUCAACAUUUACGGCGAGUCUGAGUUUUGGUUCUCAGGUAUCAAGAUUAUCACCCUGGUCGGGCUAUUGAUUUUGUCGUUCAUCCUCUUCUGGGGUGGCGGGCCCGAUAGAGUACUACUGGGAUUCCAUUAUUGGAAACAUCCGGGGUCAUUCAAUGAGUACCUAUUGACAGGGGGUACGGGGCGCUUCGUGGGCCUGUUGAAAUGUACCGUCUCUAGCGCCAUUGCCUUCAUCUUCGCGCCGGAGCUGAUCAUCAUCAGCGCUGGCGAGAUGAAGUCACCGCGACGCAACGUACCCCGGGCGGCUCGUUCAUAUAUUUACCGGCUGAUCUUCUUUUACAUCUUCGCCGUGAUAGCCAUCGGUGUUAUCUGUCCAUCCAAUAACAGUCGCCUGACACAAGGAGGUGAUACGGCCAAGUCGUCCCCAUUUGUGGUCGGCAUUCAAAAUGCCGGUAUCCCCGUUCUGGACAGCAUUGUCAACGCUGCUGUGCUGACCUCUGCUUGGUCCGCGGGCAAUUCAUUCUUAUAUAUGUCUUCCCGCUCACUAUACUCCCUGGCCAUGUCCGGCAACGCUCCCAGCAUCUUCAAAGCGUGCAACCGAUGGGGUGUGCCCUACUACGCCGUGGGCGUGUCCGCGUGCUUUUCGGCGCUGGCUUAUCUGUCAGUUGGCAACUCCAGCUCCGUCGUCUUCAACUGGCUCAUCAACUUCACCAACACAUCGGGGUUCAUCUCUUGGAUUUGCUGCUGCAUCGUGUAUUUCCGGUUCCGCAAGGCUAUCCAGGCUCAAGGCAUCGAGCAGCCGUACUACGCAGCCAUACAGCCGUACGGCGCGUAUUGGGGAAUAGCGGUUGCGUCCCUCAUGCUACUCAUCAACGGCUUCACCGUCUUCUUUCCGUCUCAGUGGUCGGUCAGUAACUUCUUCACCGCUUACAUCGGCAUUCCUGCGUUUCUGGUCCUGUAUUUUGGGCAUCGCUUGUUAUACUGGCGGGACCCUUGGGCCUGGCGUCCGGAGGAGGUGGACAUGCAAACCGGUAUUGCCGAGAUCAUCGCUGCGGAAGAGCCUGCCCCGCCGCGAGGGAAAUGGUGGAAAUUGUGGUAG
Molecule: messenger RNA, 1626 nt
Organism: Penicillium riverlandense
Lineage: Eukaryota; Fungi; Ascomycota; Eurotiomycetes; Eurotiales; Aspergillaceae
Product: proline permease PrnB
Exons: 2
Coding region: 1-1626 (541 amino acids)
Biological process (GO): amino acid transmembrane transport
Cellular component (GO): membrane
Molecular function (GO): amino acid transmembrane transporter activity
Source: RefSeq, a predicted model, not a curated record